AUGUGGUUUCCUAUUCUUACGUGGCUUGUGGCCACAGCGGUGGCUCUAGAUUGUUCUGCUAAGGACCUAGACUCGUAUAAUUUUGCACUUUUACAAGGAACCCAUGCGGUGGAAUCGGUAAAGGAUACCCCUCCAUCUACCACCAAAACCACUUGGUACUUUGGGAUUUGCGAGCUGGUUAGUUCCAAGAAAGCACCAGCGUGUCCCAAGAACGUUGAUAUUUGUGGAGUGACCGAGGUCAAGGUGGAUAAGGAUUACAUCGUGACACAAGUCGUUGGGUUCAAUUCCAACUUGGAGAAGAAAUACACUCCGGUUGAAAGCAAGAAUGAAAAUGGAAUCAAGAUUUCGUACAAGGGAGCCAACUGGGGAUCCAGUUUGGUCAACGCCGAGGUCUAUUACAUCUGUGCCGAAGAUAAGGACGGUGACGAUACUUUUACCGUAGAAAGCUGGGAUGAUGAAAUGUUGUUCGCACAGGUCAAGUCGAAAGCCGCUUGUGUAACUUCGAAAGAUGACAAGAAGAAACCAAAGAAACCAGAGGACAACGGCGAGUCAUGGGGCUGGUUCACAUGGAUCUUCAUUUUCAUGGUUCUUUUCCUUAGUAUCUAUAUUAUUGGUGGAGCAUGGUUCCAGUAUAACAAGGGAAAUGCCAUUGAUUUCCAAAGUGCGUUGCGAGAAGUAUUGGAGAAUUUUGUUGACUUGGUGAGAGGCUUGCCGCUGUUCAUACGAGAAAUCAUAGAAAAGGUCACUGGCAGCAAUCGGGGGGAGUAUAGUGCUGUUUAG
This is a messenger RNA of Meyerozyma guilliermondii ATCC 6260, 780 nucleotides long. RefSeq lists its product as uncharacterized. NCBI's taxonomy places the organism in Eukaryota, Fungi, Ascomycota, Pichiomycetes, Serinales, Debaryomycetaceae. Bases 1 to 780 code for a protein of 259 amino acids. The record is from RefSeq and is a predicted model, not a curated record. The transcript has a single exon.